AUGAAUCUGAAUGAGAUUCAGCAUAAAAUAAACCUAAAACCCCGUUUUCUUUUGCAGGAACGCGAGCGUGAGCGCCAGCUACGACUUGAGCUCGAGGCGGAAAUCAGAGAAAAGGACAAGUUAGCCCAGGAAAUCAUGCAACAGCAUGAAGAGGUAAGCGACUUGGAGGAGUUUUUCGAAAUGAUGACAUUAAUCUCAAAUCUCAAAUGCGCUUAG
This is a messenger RNA of Protopolystoma xenopodis, 216 nucleotides long. Lineage: Eukaryota; Metazoa; Platyhelminthes; Monogenea; Polystomatidea; Polystomatidae. The record is from the annotation of a GenBank genome assembly.